CGCCACGCCACAAUUAGAGCCCCGGUGAAGAUGGCGACAGCGGUUCUUAGCGGGCCGUCUGCGGGCUCCGCGGCUGGGGUUCCUGGCGGGACCGGGGGUCUUUCGUCAGUGGGCUCGGUUCCGCGUCUCCGCCUGCUGCUGCUAGAGAGCGUGUCUGGGUUGCUGCAGCCGCGACCGGGGUCCGCCAUUGCUCCUGUGCAUCACCAUGUCCGCUCGGCCUCACAUUUGCCCGGGCUCAUGUGCCUGUUGCGGCUUCAUGGGACGGUGGGCGGGGCCCAGAGCCUUUCAGCUGUUGGGGCGUUAGUGGGUCUCAGUAAUGCACGUCUCGGUUCUAUCAAAACUCGGUUUGAUGGCCUCUGUCUGCUGUCCCUGCUGGUGGCGGAGAGCUCCACAGAGAUGUUCCAGCAGCACUGUGUCUCCUGGCUUCGGAGCAUUCAGCAGGUCUUGCAGUCCCAGGACCCACCUCCCACAAUGGAGUUGGCUGUGGCUGUUCUGAGAGACCUGCUUCGAUAUGCAGCCCAACUUCCUACACUCUUCCGGGACAUCUCCAUGAACCACCUCCCUGGCCUUCUCACCUCCCUACUGGGCCUCAGACCAGAGUGUGAGCUCUCAGCACUGGAGGGAAUGAAGGCGUGUAUGACCUAUUUUCCUCGGGCUUGUGGGUCUCUCAAAGGCAAGCUGGCUGCAUUUUUCCUGUCUCGGGUGGAUUCCUUGAGCCCUCAGCUCCAGCAGUUGGCCUGUGAGUGUUAUUCCCGGGUACCCUCUCUAGGGGCUGGCUUUUCCCAGGGCCUGAAGCACACCGAGAGCUGGGAGCAGGAGCUGCACAGCCUGCUGGCCUCACUCCACAGCCUGCUAGGGGCCCUGUACGAGGGAGCGGAACCGGCUCCUAUGCAGUAUGAAGGCCCUGGAGUGGAGAUGCUGCUUUCCCCCUCAGAAGAGGGUGACGCCCAUGUCCUUCUCCGUCUUUGGCAGAGGUUUUCUGGACUGGCCCGCUGCUUGGGGCUCAUGCUCAGCUCUGAGUUUGCGGCUCCCGUGUCCGUCCCUGUGCAGGAAAUCCUGGAUAUCGUCUGCCGGACCCUGAGCAUCAGUGCCAAGAAUAUUAGCUUACUUGGAGAUGGUCCUCUGAGGUUGCUGCUGCUGCCCUCUAUCCACCUUGAAGCCUUGGACCUGCUCUCUGCACUCAUCCUCGCGUGUGGAGGCCGGCUUUUGCGCUUUGGUGCUCUGAUCAGCCGCCUGCUUCCCCAGGUCCUCAAUGCAUGGAGCAUUGGUAGGGAUGCUCUCUCUCCAGGCCAGGAGAAGCCUUACAGCGCCAUGCGGACCAAGGUGUACGCUAUACUAGAGCUGUGGGUGCAGGUAUGUGGCACCUCAGCAGGAGUGCUUCAGGGAGGAGCCUCAGGAGAGGCCCUGCUCACCCACCUGCUCAGUGACAUCUGCCCCUCAGCUGAUGCCCUUAAACUGCGCAGUCCCCGGGGGAGUCCUGAUGGGAGUUUGCAGAUAGGGAAGCCCAGCGCCCCCAAGAAGCUAAAGCUAGACAUGGGGGAGGCUGUGGCCCCACCCAGCCACCGGAAAGGGGAUAGCAAUGCCAACAGCGAUGUGUGUGCAGCUGCGCUGAGAGGCCUCAGCCAAAGCAUCCUCAUGUGCGGGCCUCUCAUCAAGGAGGAGACUCACAGGAGACUGCAUGAUCUGGUCCUACCCCUGGUCAUGGGUGUCCAACAGGGUGAGGUCCUAGGCAGUUCCCCAUACACCAGCUCUCGCUGCCGCCGUGAACUCUACCGCCUCCUGCUGGCUCUGCUGUUGUCACCUUCUCCUCGCUGCCCACCUCCUCUCGCCUGUGCCCUGCAAGCCCUCUCCCUUGGCCAGAGAGAAGACAACAUUGAGGUCUCCUCUUUCUGCUCAGAGGCCCUGGUGAUCUGUAGUGCUUUGAUCCACCCCCGGGUUCCUCCUCUGCAGUCCAUGGGCCCCACCUGCCCCACCCCUGCCCCAGUUCCCCCUCCUGAGGCCCCAUCUCCAUUCAGGACCCCUCCCUUCCAUCCCCCAGGCCCCAUGCCCUCAGCAGGCCCCGUGCCCUCAGUGGGCCCCAUGCCCUCAUUGGGCCCCAUGCCCUCAGCGGGCCCCAUGCCUUCAGUGGGCUCAAUGCCCUCAGCAGGCCCAAUGCCCCCAGCACGCCCUGGACCUCCAGCCACAACCAACCACUUAGGCCUCUCUGUCCCAGGCCUGGUGUCUGUACCUCCCCGGCUCCUUCCUGGGCCUGAGAACCACCAGGCAGGCUCAAAUGAGGACCCCGUCCUUGCCCCUAGCAGCACUCCUCCACCUACGAUAACCCCAGAUGAAACUUUUGGGGGGAGAGUGCCCAGGCCAGCAUUUGUCCACUAUGAUAAGGAGGAGGCGUCCGAUGUGGAGAUUUCCUUGGAAAGCGACUCUGAUGACAGUGUGGUGAUCGUGCCUGAGGGGCUGCCGCCUCUUCCGCCCCCAACCCCUUCUGGCACCACACCACCCCCUGUAGCCCCAGCUGGACCACCAAUAGCCUCCCCUCCUCUACCAGCCAAGGAAGAGCCUGAAGAGCUUCCUGCCACCCCAGGGCCUCUCCCUCCACCCCCACCUCCUCCUGUUCCGGGCCCUGUGACACUCCCACCACCCCAGUUGGUCCCUGAAGGGACUCCUGGUGGGGGAGGACCCCCAGCCCUGGAAGAAGAUUUGACAGUUAUUAAUAUCAAUAGCAGCGAUGAGGAGGAGGAGGAGGAGGAGGAGGAAGAAGAGGAGGAGGAAGAGGAGGAGGAGGAAGAUUUUGAGGAAGAAGAAGAGGAUGAAGAAGAGUAUUUUGAAGAGGAAGAAGAAGAGGAAGAAGAGUUUGAGGAGGAAUUUGAGGAAGAGGAAGGUGAGCUAGAGGAAGAAGAGGAGGAGGAGGAGGAGGAGGAGGAAGAGUUGGAAGAGGUGGAAGAGUUGGAGUUUGGCCCAGCAGCGGGGGAGGUCGAAGAAGGAGGCCCUCCGCCCCCCAGCCUGCCUCCGGCCCUGCCCCCUGCUGAGUCCCCCAAGGUGCAGCCGGAGCCCGAGCCCGAGCCCGAGCCUGAGCCCCAGCCCGAGCCCGAGCCCGAGCCCGCGCCCGGGCUGCUAUUGGAAGUGGAGGAGCCAGGGGCUGAGGAGGAGCAUGGGGCCGAGACAGCGCCCACACUGGCCCCGGAGGUGCUCCCCUCCCAGGGGGAGUUGGAGAGGGAAGUGGGGAGCCCCCCAGCAGGGUCACCCCCUCAGGAGCUUGUGGAAGAGGAGCCCUGUGCUCCCCCAACCCUUCUGGAAGAGGAGACUGAAGUUGGAGGUGACAAUUUACCACCCCCACCAGAGUCAUCUGCAACAGAAGAAAUGGAGACGGAGACAGAUGCCACAGAUCUCCAGGAAAAGGAGCAGGAUGACACAGCUGCCAUGCUGGCUGACUUCAUCGAUUGUCCUCCUGAUGACGAGAAGCCACCACCGGCCACAGAGCCUGAUUCCUAGCCCUCUCCCGCACCCCACACUCCUCAUUUCCAAUAAAGUUAUGUCCUUGUUUAUCGA
Hipposideros armiger (great roundleaf bat) is the source of this 3543-nucleotide messenger RNA. It is a transcript of the gene PELP1, whose product is annotated as proline, glutamate and leucine rich protein 1. Gene Ontology annotation, biological process: rRNA processing. The record is from RefSeq and is a predicted model, not a curated record. Gene Ontology annotation, cellular component: nucleus. The transcript is spliced from 17 exons. NCBI's taxonomy places the organism in Eukaryota, Metazoa, Chordata, Mammalia, Chiroptera, Hipposideridae. Bases 31 to 3486 code for a protein of 1151 amino acids.